UGAGGAGAAAUAGGAAAGAUACGCAAAAAGAUUUAAAUGUUUGAAAUUUAUUGUUUUCAUUUUGAAAUUUUAAUUUAUUUUCACUUGCUUAUAAUCAAAACAUUUUUUGCUGAAUAAAUAAUAUGUUUCUUUCCUGGGUGCAGUAGAAAAUCUAUUAUAACAUCUAACCAUAAAUUAUUCAAAGCUAGAACCUGAAGUGGGACCAGUUAGAAUUAGGGGUGAGAAUGUCCGGCGGGCGCGUGGCGGCGCGCAUGCAGGCGUGGCGAGUGCACGCGUACGGCGGCGAGCUGCGGCUGGAGAGCGCUCGCGUGCCGGCCCUGCGCGCGCCCGACGACGUGCUGGUGGCGGUGCGCGCCGCCGCCCUCAACCCGCUCGACGUGGGCAUGGUGGGCGGGUACGGGCGGCGCGUGCUCAACACGCUGCGUGCGCUCGAGGGCGGCGGCGUGGAGUUCCCGCUGGUGCCGGGCCGCGACUUCGCCGGCGAGGUGGUCCGCGCCGGGCCCGCCGCGCGUCUGCGCCCCGGUGACCGUGCCUGGGGCGUGCUGCCGCCGCACCGCCCCGGCGCGCUCGCGCAGUUCGUGCUCGUCAGCGACCGUUGGGCGGGGCCCGCGCCGCGGAGCCUCGACGUGCGGCGCGCGGGCGGCACGCUGUACGCGGCGUUGUCGGCGUGCGCGGCGCUCCGAGCGGCGGGCUUGUGGCCGGCGGCGGCGGGCGGCGCGGAGGGCGCGGGAGGCGCGCGCGUGCUGCUGCUGGGGCUCGGCGGCGUCGGGCAGGCGGCGCUCCAGCUGCUGCGACACGUCGGCGCCGAGGUGGUGGUGGGCUGCGCGCCGGACCAGACCGAGCGAGCGCUGGCGCUGGGCGCGGCGCUGGCGCUCGACCGGCGCGCACCGGACUACGAGCGGCGGCUGGAAGAGAGCGGGCCGUACGCCGCGGUCCUGGACGCGGCGGGACGCGGCGGCGCGGAGGCGGGGGCGCGGCGCUGGCGGUUCGCGCGCUACGUGACGCUCACGUCGCCGCUGCUGCGCGACACGGACGAGCACGGACUGGCGGGAGGGGCGCUGGCCGCCGCCGCCGCACUGCUGCGGCACGAGCUGGCCGCCGCGCCCGCCGCCUCCUCGGCUUGCCCGCCGCGCGUGCGUUGGGCGUUCUUCGGCCCGCGCGCGGAGGACGUCGAGCGGCUGCGGCGCCUGGCAGACGGCGGUGAGCUGGCGGUGCACGUGGAGCGCGCCUUCCCCUGGGAAGAGGCGGCGGAGGCGCUGGCGCAGGCGGCGCGGGGCCACGCGCGCGGCAAGAUCGUCGUUGACGUGGCCCCCGCCUAGCACCGCCCUAGUGGUAGUAGACCGAGUAGCACGGGUUAGUUUGGCUAUGAUAUUAGACUCUAGUGAUCAUUCGAAACUAUGUAUUUGUUGUACACCCGCUUUAAACGUAAUGUUUCAAUAAACUUCUAUAGCUAGCUUCGCCCUAUUAAAUAUCAUCCGUAUUUAUCAGUUGCCCAGAACUACCACUACUAGAGACCUUGGAGUUGUCCAUGACUCGAAACUAUCGUUUAGCUCUCAUAUUGA
This is a messenger RNA of Aricia agestis (brown argus), 1562 nucleotides long. Its product is annotated as reticulon-4-interacting protein 1, mitochondrial-like. Gene Ontology annotation, molecular function: oxidoreductase activity. The transcript is spliced from 4 exons. Bases 225 to 1319 code for a protein of 364 amino acids. NCBI's taxonomy places the organism in Eukaryota, Metazoa, Arthropoda, Insecta, Lepidoptera, Lycaenidae. The record is from RefSeq and is a predicted model, not a curated record. Gene Ontology annotation, cellular component: mitochondrion.